This is a messenger RNA of Salvia hispanica, 1268 nucleotides long. RefSeq lists its product as uncharacterized. Lineage: Eukaryota; Viridiplantae; Streptophyta; Magnoliopsida; Lamiales; Lamiaceae. The record is from RefSeq and is a predicted model, not a curated record.
ACAGAGAGACUGUGUGAGUGAGAACACGUAUUAUAUUCGAUGGCUGUCGUGGGAAACCCUAAUUUCUCGAUUGGGGAAUCGUCUCCUGUGAAAUCCCCUAAUUUCGAAUCGUCUUCCGAUUUGGAUUUGUGUGUUAAACGAAAAGGAGGGAAUGAUAUUCAGGAAAUCGAUUCCGGCAUGGCAAAGGAGGCAAAGAAAACGCGGGAGGUUUCGGAAUUCACAGAUUUCUUUGGUCUAUUGAGGAUCUACCAAAAAGAGAUGAUCUUUGAAAGGGAAGAUUAUGAUCCUACGGUAGAAUAUUCCCCAAGUGACGACGAGGAGGAUGAGAAAAAGGAUAUGGAAGAACAUCCUUACGACCGCGAGGUUGUUCUCAAAUACAUCACCCAAGUCCGCAAUAGCGGUGGUUUUGAUGUGGAUGUGUAUAUUCCUGCUUGGUUACACGUGAACUUGGUUAAAUUCAUGCCUGUUGAGAUGUCUGACCCCGGCGUAGGUGCUUUAAUGUACAAGCUAGCAAAGGUUGCAAUUGAUGAAAUCAAUGUUGACAUGAAAAGCAAAACUUUCGAGCUUGUGGAAGUUUUCAAGGCUGUCGCGACAACGAACUGCAUCGGCCUGGCCUAUUUGACUCUGGCUGUGAAAAGAGUUGGGGUGAAGCCUGCUACUAUCACUAUCCAAGCAAUUGUCAACUUUCACUGGAAUAGCCCUUUCGACCUUCGGCAGUGGAGGGUCAAACCAGAGGUGGAGGCUUGAUUGUCCAUUUCUGCUAUUAUGUUAGAUAUUUUGUUGAAUUUGAUAUGUGCCAUGCCCUAGCAUAUUUGACUCUGGCUGUAAAAAAAGAAGCUGCAGCUACUUCGACUAUCACUAUCCAAGCAAUUGUCUUCUGUCCCCGGCUUGGCCUCGACCUCCCUUGGGACCUCCGCCAGUGGAGGGUUAAACCACACGCCCACGCUCAACUAGUGGAGGCGGAGGCUGAGGCUUGAUUGUUCCAAUUCUGCUACUAUGUUAGAUAUUUUGUAUAUGUCUUGUUUUAACAAGUUUUAGGUACGUCGGUACUAAGUGUUUUCCACUGAUAUUGAAUAUGAACAAGUCUGAUAUCUAACUAUUUCUAUGGGACGGUGGGAGUAUUUGGUUAUGUCGGAGCCUUGAUUGUUCCAUUUCUUCUACUACUAUGCUUUUGUCCAAUAAUGCUAGAUAGUAGUAUGUUGUUGAAUUGGUUGUGUGCUUAUAGCCUGUAUGGAUUGUUGACUAAAUUAAUAUACUUUGUUAUUUGA